Salmo salar (Atlantic salmon) is the source of this 1208-nucleotide messenger RNA. RefSeq names its product vacuolar protein sorting-associated protein 52 homolog. Gene Ontology annotation, cellular component: GARP complex. The record is from RefSeq and is a predicted model, not a curated record. Lineage: Eukaryota; Metazoa; Chordata; Actinopteri; Salmoniformes; Salmonidae. Gene Ontology annotation, biological process: retrograde transport, endosome to Golgi; endocytic recycling; lysosomal transport. Gene Ontology annotation, molecular function: syntaxin binding.
AAUAUACAAAUUAAUACAAUAUAAAUUACAUUUAAAACAGUAUAUAUUUGUAUAGUAAUUGUAUUCGACAUAUACAUACAUUUAUUUUAAGCAGAUUUCAAAAUUAUCUUUUCUAAUCGUUUUUACUCAGGUAUCCCGGGGACAUUAGGAAAUAGCACACUACGUUUGUGUCUAGUUUUUGUUUUAGGCUAUGGUGGAGGGUGCAGUGACUGUAGCUGUGUUCGAUGUAAACAUAGCUGGUAACUCGACGGCGAAUGUCAUGUCAUAUUUACAAGAUGAGAUGCAGCCUGACACAGAUGCCAUGGCCCCUCUCAACCUGGUUCACAUACAAGCUAAUCUGGAAGAUGACUUGGUGAAGGAGGCACUGAAAACAGGAGUUGACCUCAGGCAUUACUCUAAACAGGUGGAGGGUGAACUCCAACGAAUUGAACAAGCUUCCAUCAAAGACUAUAUCAAGGAGAGCCAGAACAUUGCCUCUCUGCACAACCAGAUCACAGCCUGUGACUCCAUACUGGAGCGAAUGGAGGGCAUGCUGAGCGGCUUCCAGAGUGACCUCUCGUCCAUCAGCAGUGAGAUCCAGACUCUGCAGCAGCAGUCGGUCAGCAUGAACGUGCGGCUGAAGAACAGGCAGGCCGUACGCAGCCACCUCAGCCAACUGGUGGAUGAGCUGGUGGUGCCCGGAGCUAUGAUCCAGGUAAUCGUGGAUAGCCCGGUUACGGAGCAGGAGUUCCUUGAUCAGCUCCAUGAGCUCAACAACAAGAUCAAUUUUGCCAAAGAGCUCAGCUUCAAGGAGACUUUGGCCUGCUCUGAUGUCCAGGACAUCGUUUGUGAUACUACAAUUCCCUCAGCAAGAUUUUUUUGGUCAAAUAUCUGUGGUGAUAUACAGUGGGGCAAAGCAUGGAAAAUUGUUAACAAAUAUUGUAUCAGUAACAAAGUAAAGGAAGUUUCAUUUAAAAUGUUACACGGAAUUUAUCCUGUGAAACAUGUUUUGGAAAGAUUCAAGCUAAAUAUUGACUAUAACUGUGAUUUCUGUGGAAUGGAGAAGGAGGCCAUUUUGCAUUUUUUUUUGCCUGUAUUUAUAGUAGAAUGUUUUGGAUUGACAUACAGAAUUUUGUUACAAAACAAAAUAGGACGGUUGUACUAUUUAAUGGUUUUGAUAUAAUGAUUUAUUUCAGAAAUUCUGACAUAAAGAUGUAUAUUUAAUUCAA